Molecule: messenger RNA, 1440 nt
Organism: Mytilinidion resinicola
Lineage: Eukaryota; Fungi; Ascomycota; Dothideomycetes; Mytilinidiales; Mytilinidiaceae
Exons: 2
Source: RefSeq, a predicted model, not a curated record
CCGCCAAAUAUAGACGCCCUCGCCAUACCCCCCUCUCCGUUCUAUGUAUAUGCUCUCAGGACCUUCUCUUUGCGUCUAAUUCGUCUCCUUUGUGUUUCUUUGGGCUUGCCGCCAACCUCCAACCGCGACUCCGUGCUCGGCUCCGUCUCACGGAAACCUCGACUUCAACCACAGUUUCACCCACGCCGCAGCCAUGUCCACGAACCCCUCGCAGCUCUUCCUCUUAGCGGACCACAUCAAGCUCUCCCUCCUCGAACGCCAACGAGCCAUCUCGUUGAACCUCUCCCCAAACUCGCAAGAUGGCCAGAUCUCCCGCUCCCUCGACUCGUUGCGCUCGGGGAUUGAGGCCAUAGAAACACAGCUCGAAGCCACACCAGACGACUCCCUCUCCGCCGACCUCCCCCGCCUCCGCACCCAACUCACCGACCUCACCACCUCCUUCGCCUCCAACGACGCCGUUACCUCCCCCACAAUCACCCACCCGAACAACCCCUCUCUCAGCGCCGACUUCACCGCCUCGCAAUCCCGCCCCUCGAAAUCCGUCCGCUUCACCGACGACCCGUCCGCCGCUACCCAGCACUCCACCGACGUUGACCCCGCCCGCGCCGCGCUCUUCCCCUACCGCGACGACCCGGAUGCGGCCGCCGGGCCGGACCAGGGCGAAAUGGACAACCAGCAGAUCCACGCGUACCACAGUCAGGUGCUGAAUGAGCAGGACGAGCAGCUGGAUCGACUGGGACAGAGCAUUGGGCGGCAGCGGGAGUUGAGUAUGCAUAUUGGGGAUGAGUUGGAUGGGCAGGCGUUGCUGUUGGACGAGGUGGAUGAGGGGGUGGAUAGGCACGCGGGCCAGUUUCGGCGAGCGCGGGGGCGGUUGGAGAGGGUGUCGAGGAAGGCGAGGGAGAAUUGGAGCUUGACGGUGAUCGUGGUGUUAAUCAUCAUACUGGUCUUGCUGAUUGUUAUUUUGAAGUGAAAAGGAGGGGAGGGCAAGGGAGGCGUUAUGGUUGGAAGUCAAGGAGUUUACGGAGCAUUUCACGGCGGUUAUGUAUCUGGCGCGCUUUUCUGCCAGAGGUUUGAAGCCACUCGGGCGUGCAUAUCGCAGGACCUAUCCCUUUAUCUCUCUAACCCAUUCCAUACCCCACGUCCAUCUUCCCCUCAAUCUCAACGACAGCACCAGGCCACGAGUUUGGGCACACGGAUAUACCACUGCUGGAGAGUCUGAUUGAUACUGAUUGGGGUGCCCCAUGGGGCUUUCAAACAGCUAGGGGCGAUGCGGAGUUUCGUGCUGUGGGGAUUGAGUAGCUUCUUGACUGACAUGCUUCCUGGUAGUGGGGCUGCUCCUGGCAGUGGUGGCUAGGUUCCAAAAGCGACUCAUACCCUAUCACUAGCCUCUACCUCACCUCCAACCCACCUCUCCAUCUCCAAACCCCCCACACACUCCCC